Molecule: messenger RNA, 796 nt
Organism: Ostrinia furnacalis (Asian corn borer)
Lineage: Eukaryota; Metazoa; Arthropoda; Insecta; Lepidoptera; Crambidae
Product: metallo-beta-lactamase domain-containing protein 1
Exons: 5
Coding region: 83-730 (215 amino acids)
Source: RefSeq, a predicted model, not a curated record
GAUUGUUGCUGGGCUGCUGCUGGCUAUUUGUUUACUAUUGGAUUUGUUUAGAUUUUUUAAGGUUUUUUGAUACAUCUAAAUCAUGAGUGAAGUUUUUGUUUUAUAUGAUGGAUUCUCUACAAUGUGCGCGAAAGAUGAAAUGGUUGCUAAUUGCAGUUGCACCUUAGUAAUAGGAGGACACAAUCUUAUUGUGGAUACCAUGACUGCUUGGGAUUCUGAAAAAAUACUGAGAGCUUUGCAAAACUAUGGCAUUGCCCCUAAUGCAAUAAGUUAUGUUGUUUCAACACAUGGACAUUCUGACCACAUUGGAAAUAAUAAUCUCUUUCUACACGCCAAGCACAUUGUUGGUUUUAGUGUCUCCUAUCAAGACAAAUACUAUAUGCAUCCAUUUGAUAAAGGCGAGAAGUUCAUCGUCAAUGAUAGUGUGGAAAUAAUCCCUACUCCAGGACACACAUUAUCAGAUGUAACAGUGCUCGUUAAAACUAAGCAUGCAGAGUCUAUCGCCAUUACUGGUGAUUUGUUUGAAAAGAUGGAGGAUAUAGGAAACCCUAACAUUUGGCUGGAAGCUGGAAGUGAAGAUCCAGUGCAGCAGAUGAAGAAUAGAGCCAAAAUAGCUGACAUUGCAGACUGGAUUGUUCCAGGACAUGGUCCAAAGUUCAAAGUGACUGAACAAAUAAGAAAAUCUUUAAGGGAACAAUCUGGGGACACAUGUUCAAUGAAAAAAGGGUAGUUUAAGCAUAAACUACACUACCUUCAGCAGGGGGAGCAAGGGUACAAGGAGUAUCAUGAAAUAUUU